ACGGUUGUGAUAACUUUUCGUUUUUCUAGGUGUUGAAAAACAUUUUACAUAAUUUGUCCAGUUCUGGGCACAAAGUUGCAUCCGGUCUGGAUGUGCACGGCAACGUUUCCUUUGUAGGAAGAAAAUUGUCCUUUUACAUUUUGAGUGCACUGCGUGCACUUGUUUCUGUGCGCUGUGAUUUCUGCCACGUUAUUCCGCACGCAAUGGAACGAACACAUUGCUAGCAUGCGGGAGCAUGACCCAGUAAUCGGCUAUGUCGUUUAUUGCGCAAUUCAGCGCCGUGUCGAAGUGCUAACCCCCCUGUCUUGCGUCCGGCACGGACCUCAUUGUGGCCUUCGGCUUAAGAAUUUAUUUAACUGCGCAGUGCCAGAGCUGGUGGCUGGCAAAGUGAGCCUGAAACGUACACCAUGCGUCAACUCCUCGUACUUGUCACGAGUUUGCUGGCAAGUGCCCUCGGAUUAGGACUACGGUUUGGAGAGUGCCCUACGAAGGACGCUGUGAAACACUUCAAUGUAUCUCGGUUCCUGGGUCAGUGGUACGAUGUCGCACACAAUAUCGACGCCUUGGAUUUCUUUGACUACAAAUGCGGGAAAGUGUCUCUUCAAAGUGUUGGCGGGAACACCAAUAUAAGAUCAAGCACUGUGAACUCAAGAACGUUGGUGGAGACAAUAAUCGAUGGGUCUGCGCGUCAGGAGAGCUCCGACGACGGCAAAUUUAACGUCCAGUGGAACGUCAGGUCUCCCAUCC
Molecule: messenger RNA, 747 nt
Organism: Frankliniella occidentalis (western flower thrips)
Lineage: Eukaryota; Metazoa; Arthropoda; Insecta; Thysanoptera; Thripidae
Product: apolipoprotein D-like
Biological process (GO): symbiont-mediated perturbation of host defenses
Molecular function (GO): pigment binding
Source: RefSeq, a predicted model, not a curated record